AGGCAGGACCAGGGGUUAGGGAGGCUUGGUUCUUAUUCAGUAUUCCUUUAAUAGUCCUGGUGCCUCGGAGAGAAUUUCAUCCUGUGGGUCUGUUUCCACAUCUCUAACGCGAGUGUGUUGGCUUAGGUGUUCUUCACUCCUCCUCGAAGUAAGAGUUUUGAAGUUGUCCUCACAGAUGGAAUGCUGUUAGCCAAACCCACAGUCUAGGAAGGCAUAUGGAGACAGUGAAAUCAAAUACCUUCCUUGCCUAUAUUUCUCUGAGUCCUUUGUUAGUUUUGAAGAAACACUGGUGCUCUCCUAGUUGAUCUUAACUCUUGGGAUUCAGGGAGAUGCCUCCUUGACCCUGCCCAUGACUGGCAUCAUGGCCUGGAGCUGAGCAUCUCAUGCUGUCCCGACUCACUUGUACCAACCCCAACAGGAUACAGAAUACGGGUCAUUUCCUUAUUCUCUUUAUGCUGCCUCCUUGUUUGGUCACGUCUGUGAAACGUCCUUUUGUAGAACUUCCAUUUUGGUUCCUAGGAGACUCCCCUCACCAUAACAUUCACAAAAACCUUUUCUGAAACUAGAAUCUGGUGGUCAGUGAUUUAUUUCUGGAAAAAAUUUACUUCUGAAAAUAAAGAAUUAUAAACAAAAAGAAAACUGUGACUGGUAAGUCCACUAUCCAGAAACCAUCUGUCAACAUUUUGCCUCAUUUUAUUGUAGUAUUUUCAUUCACAUUGAUGAGACAUUUUGUAAAUACAAUUUGUAUCCUGCAUUUUUCUUUUAUUGCCAUAUUAUGAGCAUCUCCUUAGCCAAUAGAAUAGAAUUGGCAUGGCCGUGCACUGUUUUCAUACAAGAGGUGAAUCAUAACAGUCAUUUCCUUAAUGUUGGAUAUUAAACUUGUUGCCAAUUUGUCAAAGGGCAUAAAUCCCACAGUUGAACCCUUCACACACAUAGUGGCUCCUUAGCAUUAUGGAUUUGAAAGAGUAAGGCAGCUAGACCUAGGAGGGAGAAGAAAAGGAACGGAUAUGUAAGAGUUUCUGUUUUCUUCCAAGCACUGAGAGCAGGGUACUCGGUCCUUUAUGUUAACCCUCAGAACAAUCACUGGAGCUAGGUUUUCCAGAUGGGAAUUGGAGACUUGGGGAGAUUCAGGGGUUUGAUGAUCAGGUUUCACAGCUGGUGGAAGCUGCUUCACGAUUCGAUCCUGGGUACAUCAAGCUGCAUAAUUGGCUUCUCCCUUGCUGCCCUGCUGCUUGGAGGCAGAAAGAAUCUGUGGGGUCUGGGACCUGUUGUAGGGAGCUGGUGAGUCCACCACCAAAAAGAGUGGUCAGGUUGCAGGGGAAGGGGUGCUUCUCUGCACAGAGUCCAGUGGAAAUGGAGCUGCCCGGGGGCAGUGGAGGCAGUGAGUGUUCCAGCUGUGGGGCCUGGAGAGACCCAGUCCCCUGGGGCUCAGGGCUGUCAGCCAAGGUUUGCAGCCUGCUCUGCUGGAGACAGAGUCCAGGUCUCUGUCUCAUCAGCUCCUGCUCUUGUCCAUGCUUUUCUUUACCACUUCUUAUAAAUCUGAAUCAAAUUUUCUUGACGUUAUACUCAUAAAUUUGAAGUGGGGUUCUUACCAGGCCUGUCAGUAAGAUGGAAAAGGGAGAGUGAGUAGAGGUGAAUUCUAGGAAUUUGGGCUAUUUUUAAACACAGACUUGUUAUUCUAAGGCUUGCAGGUCACUAGUACCAGAGAAGAAUUCUACAGGCAUGUUAGCUGGUGCUGGUGUUAAAACAAUUAGGCUCAAAAUGACAACUAAGAGGGUGUGUGUGUGUGUGUGUGUGUGUGUGUGUGUGUGUAACCACUCUUCCUCUUCCUUUUCCUUACAUUGUUGGGGAGCUUGCUUGGGAAUGCCUUGUGCAGGGCCAGCUGUGUCAGUGGGAAAAGGGGUGAUCUUAGAAGGGAGUGCUGGGCCCUUUCUGUGGGGAGCUGGUGACCCCUAAUCCCCUGUCGUCCCACUGCAUGCAUAGGUGUCUCUUCAGACCUGUUGCCUCUCCCCUGUGACAUCAGCCUUCCCUUCUGUAAAAUGCAGGCUAGGAUUAGAACCUUUGUAAACUCCUCUUCAGCUAUGGAAGCAUCCUGUGAUUGAGAACGCAGGUGCCUCUCAGCGUGCUAUUUUAUGGUCAAGUUGCUUCCCUGCCUUCCCCCUCUGGCACCAAUUGUGCCUGACACUCUAGUUCAGAGUUCCAGGCAGUGCUGCUUGUGGACAUGGAGUCUCUGGGAGGGAUGGGAGACAGCUUUGUCUGGUCCUUCCUUGUCUUCAUCAUUCUUCAUUAUCUGGACCCACCCCUGCUCACACUUCCCAGCACCUCCCACUUUACCCUAUUACAGCCUCAUUGCAGUUCCACAACCCCUCUGCAGAGGCUCAUGACUCUAGGCUGUGCCCUGGCCAUUCCCUCCCCUGGAAUGCCCUCCUCUCCAAAACCCUCAUCUCAUUUGAAAGGAGAAACUCUAUACCUGGCAUCUCAAUCAUUUUUUCCUAUGGCCAUCCCUCCAGCUAGAAUAAGGCAGGGUCUGUGGAAUGCUCUGAGGUGGGGGCUGAGCUCAGACCAUGAUCCCUACCCUCUGGGUUCACAUCCUGGCUGCCCUGCUUGUUGGCUGGGUAGCCUUGGGCAGCAUUUGUACCCCAUCUCCCCAAUCUGUACAAUGGAAAUAGUAACAAUCCUCAGCUCGAGGGGUUGUUCCAAGGAUUCAAUGAGUUAAAACAGGUCAGGUUCUUGGAGCAGCAUCUGGCACACAGAAAGAAACAGAUACUUACUAGCUUCGUUGUUGGGCUGAGCAUGGUGGCCAGCAUGAACUCGAUGCUCUGUGUGUCUUUGCUGGAUGCAUUUAUAAUAAAGCACAUGGAAAAGCUAUGGACGUUGCACUGAUGAGGGAAUCUGAGAGAAGAAACAGGACACCGAACGCCCUCCCUGGAAAGAAAGUGCAGAUGAUGAGAAAGGUCGUUGGGUACCUGUGUGCAUGUUUGGUUGAUGGGGAAGACAGGCAGACUUAAAAGCAGACAUUUGUUUUUAUGUUAUUUUAUUUUUUAAAUAGACACAGUGUCUCCCUCUGUUGCCCCCCAGGCUGGAGUACAGUGGUGCCAUCAUAGCUCACUGCAGCCUCAGACUCCUGGGCUCAAGCCAUUCUCCUGCCUCACCCUCCUGAGCUGCUGGGACUAUAGACCACCACACCCGGAUAACUUUGCAUUUUCUGUGGAUUCAGGGUCUCACUAUAUUGUGUAGGUAGAUCUCAAACUCUUAGCCUCAAGUGAUCCUUCCACCUUGGCCUCCCAAAGUGCUAGAAUUAGAGGCAUGAGCCACCAUGCCCAGCCCAGACUUUCCUUAUCAGUCUCUUCUUUCCCUAAGGCCAACCCUUUUCUUACAGACCGGAACAGUCUUCAGCUCACAUACCCACCCCUUACCCCUGCCUGUCACACACAUUUCCAUUUACACCAUUUGUAGGUACAGAAGACAAAAACCUAAGAAUGGAGUUGGGGGUGUAUGGUGUUUUGUUCUUCAAAGAGCAAGAUUGUAAAGGAAACCUGUAAUUGGGAAGGUUUUAUUUCUUGCUCUCAGCAGUGUAGAGAUGUGCACUAGUCCUUCUCACUUAACUUCUGUUGCAUCCAAAGAAGGUAGGAAAAAAAGAAGAGCAUAUAGAAAAGCAACUCAAAGCUUUUCCUCAAAUUAGCUCGGAGCAGUCACAAAAUAUUGUCAACGGUGACAGAAAUUACAGACAAAGGAGGAGAGGACCUGCUGGAGCUUUUGACACCAGCUUACAUGCAGCUAAGGGGAUUCACUGUUCCACCCACCCUCAGGAACACCUCUUAGUAGAAAGUAAAAAACUACAGUUAAGUUACAGUGGAAUAUUUUAGUCAAUUUCUAUGAGAAAGAUUAUUGAUCUGAGAAGUUGGUAACAGAUAAUGAGUAUUGAAGAAAAACAUUUCAUUUUCUAAGCAUUGCUGCCUUGAAAAGCCCUCUCUCCGUUUAUAUCUACAUGACUCUGUAGUGUAGAACUCCAGAACCUUGGUUGUGAAAGGCGUUUUAGAAAGGAUCUACUUAGGCCGGGCGCGGUGGCUCACGCCUGUAAUCCCAGCACUUUGGGAGGCCGAGGCGGGUGGAUCACGAGGUCAAGAUAUCGAGACCAUCCUGGUCAACAUGGUGAAACCCUGUCUCUACUAAAAAUACAAAAAAUUAGCUGGGCAUGGUGGCGUGUGCCUGUAAUCCCAGCUGCUCAGGAGGCUGAGGGCAGGAGAAUUGCCUGAACCCAGGAGGCGGAGGUUGCAGUGAGCCGAUAUCGCGCCAUUACACUCCAGCGUGGGUAACAAGAGGGAAACUUCGUCUCAAAAAAAAAAAAAAGAAAGAAAGAAAGGAUUUACUUAAAAUCCCUUUUUAUCAUAUAAACAACAAAAUGGAGGCCCAACAAGAGGUGGCUUGUCCAAGGACUCAGGCCAGCGUAAGUUGUAAGCCAUUCAUUUGAUUCAGCUGGAGGCCCUUGGGCCUCAUCGCACCAUGAUAGUAUUAAGGAAAGAGGAAGGAUCAUGCUCUCACAUUUGUAGCCUCUGCCCUGAAAGAGCCUCCUCUUCCUCCGUUUGUUUCAUCUUUGGCCUGCUGCAGCCUUCAUAGUAGGCAGCUUUCCUGAUUUCUUCUUGUUCAGUCUUGAAAUUUAACACCCUCAAAUUUUUUUUUUUUUAAGAUAGGGUCUCACUCUGUCACCCAGACUGGAGUACAGUGGCAUGAUCACAUUUCCCUGCAGCCUCAGCCUCCCAGGUUCAAGUAAUCCUCCCACCUCAGCCUCCCAAGUAGUUGGGACCACAGGCAUUGCCACCAUGCCUGGCUAAUUUUUAUGCUUUUUUUUUUUUUGGUAGAGAUAGGGUUUCAUCGUGCUGCCUAGGCUGGUCCUGAACUUCUGGGUUCAAGUGAUCCACGUGCUUCAGCCUCCCAAAGCACUGCAGUUAAAGGCAUGAGCCACCAUGCCCAGCCAGCACCCCACAUUUAACAACUCACAAAUGGAUUUUUUCUGUCUCCUGCCUCUUACCAGCAUACACUGAUAGCAAAGGCAAAAUGGUGUCAUCUAUACAUCCUGUGUGAUCAUGCAUCAUUGAGGCUUUUUGCAAUGUUGGCCUAGCCUGAGUCCUGCUGGCUGCAGAGCCUUCUCAGACAAUGCUGUUCAUACAAGGGGGCCCCACCAUAGAUGGGCCAAUAUCACACAGGGGUUCAGCUCAUCUCUCUUUGAAUGGCCUUGGGUAAGAUGUGACUUGUCAUACUGGAAGUGUGUUUUCUGUGUAUCCCCAUCUUCUCUUCCCCCAUCCACAUUUUUGCUGUCCCACUGCUUUUUCCUGGGCUAAAAUUUAGGGGUUGGCGGUCAUCAUGAGCAAUGGAAUUCAAUUUUUAUUUGCAUUCUGGCUCUAUUGUUAAUUAGUUCCAUAACUCAGAGAAGUUGCUGAAGUCCUGGGUUAGUUUACUCAUCUGUAAAAUGAGUAUGUUUUUUUCUUCCAUAGCUGUUGUACUGAUUAAAUGGAGUAAGAAACCAGUAAGUAGAGAGUAGACAUUCGAUGCAUAUUAGUUUCCUAAGCUUCUGAGGCACCUGAGUGUGGAAAUAACACACAGGUUACUUCCAACUCUGAUCAUGGACUCUGGUUCCCAAAUUUGAUUCUCAGAGCAGAUGUGACCUUGUGGGGACCAGGCAUGAGGACAGGCAUCUUGCAGAGCCCCCCUCUGCCCUUCCUCUGGCAAAGAAUCUUGUUGCUGGUCUGCCACUUACCCUGCAUUUUGAGAAGCUAGAACUCCACAGACCCAAGUCCAAGUCCUCCAAUGCUUCAUGGGGGGUGUCAAAUCCAAAGGAUGCUGCUGAGUGUCAUCCCAAGCAGACAGGCCUAGAGUCAGGCUGGGGGAACUGGCUUAGCCAAGGCUGCCUCUGAAGACAAUAUAACAACUCAAAAUGAGAGGGUCUGAAGUUCAGGCUUGAUUCAGAUUGGUGGCGAUUUCUCCAGGGUUUAAUUCUUAGGAGCCCCCUGGCAGGAUGACAGUGGGCAACCAUAUUGCAUGAUGGGCCCUUUGCAGGGAGGACUUUAGCUCUCAGUUAGAGGUCGGGGAACCAUGUCCAGGGGCUGGCAGGACUUUCAGGGGCCCAGCCGAGAGGACUGCAGUUUCUAGUGGGUCCCAGCUACCGCAGCUAAGUGAAACACAAAACAGGAUCUAGGCUUCAUGAUAGGGCACACCAAGGCUUGGUGGAAACUCAGAGGUUUCCUGAGUUUGGGUCUGCAGCAGCAGAAUUCACCCCGUGCCCCACCCUGAUUGGCGUUGGCUGCAUGGAGGCUGCAGAUGUAGGGCUGUAUAGCUAAAGCUAAGCGAGGUAGGGAGCCCUAGCCUCUCCCCUGCUUAGCAUCCCCUCCUCUGCACCCUGACUCAGUAGCCACAGGUGCAGGGGCACCUGCUUCUGAAACCACUGAGCACUGCAGCAUGUCCACCUUGAAGGCACUGGGCAUGUGCUGGGCUGGCUCAGUGUUCAGCCUGCCACCUGGCCGACAGCGUCAUCCAGAUGAAGGAGGCAUGCAGAGGUGUGGGACAGCUGGGUGCCCGCCUCCUCCCUCCUCACCAGCUCUUCCCACCCCCUUUCUUUCCUUUCUUCCUUCUAUGAUGUCACCUCUCGCCACUGCCCCCAUACCCUCAUCCCCUCGGCUUCCUGACUGCAGGGCCGCUGCUGUGAGUGGUAGGUACUGAUUAAGAUGGAUGGAUUGGUGAGAGGCAUUCAAUGUGACUUGAAUAAAAAGCACCCCAGCCUUGCCUGGGCGCGAGAGCUACCAGCCAAAAAGUGACGUCACUCAGAAGAUUACUUUACUACUGGAGCUUGUCCUUAAAAUAGUAAGAGCCCUCUGUGUUCCAUUCUGGUUUCUAUUUAUAUAAAUGUAGAUACACACACAUAUACAUUUUUAAAAAUAAUCUUGCCUCUCUUUCCCACCUCCCACUUCUCUUUCUCCGUGCUAUUUGCUAGAGACCAGACACCCAUUUUUAAAAGACAUGUAAAGAAUCCACAGUCAUUGGGAAAGGUGACAUUCUAUGACCUUCGGAGGUGGCUUGCCACCUCAGGUUGGCAUGGGGGUUGGUUAGCACCAUUCGGGAACUUCGUGAGAUCAUGGAGACAUCCAUUUGGUGGUGUUGUCCCAGGGGCUGUGGACGUGCCUCAAGGACCAUCCCCUCUUCCCAGCUCCUGCGUCAGUCACAUCAUCACGUGUCUCUUGGAGACUUCCUCUCUGGAUGCAGAAUUGACUUGGUGCACAGUCACUGCUUAGCUAACAGGAGGGAGGAGGUCAGGGAAUUUGUUCAAGGUCAAUGGUGAGAGGAGGAUCUGUUCUAGGUUCUUUCUCUUGAUCCAGUCUAGGUCUUCCUUCGUGAUAAGAACAAGAGAGAUUAGAGUUCCCUUUAACAAGCUGAAUCUGUCCUCAAGGCUUGCAGGCUGCUGCUCAUUCAAGGUUGAGCCCUGAAUUUCUCACUAUCUGAAGGAAUAGAGACCUUGUUUAGAAGCAGUGCCAGUGAGCUGAUGAGAGGAGCACAUCUGCCCCUCCACACCGAGAGGGCAUCGGGGACCAGUUAGACACAGAGCUCCAGCACAGUCAGAGGGAGGGCCUUUCAGAUAGAUGGAAUCUUUAUUCUAAUAAGCAGCCAUUAAAAUCUGUUGGUCUGUGGGGUGUGUGUGUGUGUGUGUGUGUGAGAGAGAGAGAGGGAGAGAGAGAGAGAGAGAGAGAGAGAGAGAGAGAGAGAGAGAGAGAGAGAGAGAGAGAGAGAGAGAUUGAGAGAGUUUAUGGUUAAUGGGGCUAUAGAAUUUACCACCAUCUAUUAAUUUGUUGUAACCUCCUUUAAAAACAUUUGACGGCUGAACAGCAACAGGCAGGGUGAUGAUGAUAUCAUUGUGCUGCUAUUUAUAGAUCUCCAUCCCCUGAAUAGUGCAGACCUUGGUAUUUAGACUGUGGAGGCCUGUCGGCAGAACUCGGGCCCAGGUCUGUGUUUCCUGCUGUACCGUCACAUGGCUGUCUCAUGACAUCUGUUGUUGGCCACCUGUUUAUAGACAGGAAGCUAGAAUGUGGAUACAGGAUCUAAGCGGGGAAUAGAAUGAUCUGGGUUUAUUUUUCUACUCUUGUUUUUUUAGUAGGCUUUACCCGUUUCUUAUAUUUGGGAGCAAAAACAGGAAAGAACAGUGUUUGAGCCAAUUCCAAACUAGAUACAUGGUCAGGUGAAGAAAGAAAAAUGUUCUUUUACACAGAAUGGAGCAAGAAAAUUGAGAGGGAAUGGGAGAAAAACGCUGAAGGAAAAUUACCCAAGACAGUAAUUCUGCAACUUUACCUUUAAAUAAAUUUGGACUAGAAAUCGUGAUUCUGGUCUUGUUUGGGUCAAGAGGUUAAUCACUGAUUGACCACUGAAGUUCACAGAGAACCCUGCUUGAACAAGGGUCACACUUUGCAUGGAAGAUUCCCUAUAGUAUGCUUUUAUAUUGAUUUGAGCUGUUGUUUUGCCUCAAACUAAGAACUAUAGCAACCCUGAGGACCCAGAAAAGAUAGACUCAUCCUGUUUAGGUCUUAACAUCGAAAUUAAUCUUGAAAUGGAACUUAUUUCUUUGGCCAGUUUCUGAAUGAUAACUAUCCCCGGGCCAGUCAGUCAACCAAGUUAGCAAGGAAGAGCUAACUGGAAUCCAAAGUGAAAGAGGUAGUUGCAGCUACAGGAAAGCUUUGAACUCUGAGAACGGGGCUGAGCCACAGUGGACUAUGACCAUGGACAGUUCCCCGUAGCGCCAGAGCAGACUUUUCAGCACCACGGCCAGCACUUACCCACUCCCAGCUACUGCGGAUGUGAAAAUAGCAGUAAGAUGUUCCCAGCCUGGCGCGGUGGCUCAUGCCUCUAAUCCUAAUCCAAGCACUUUGGAGGCCAAGGCGGGCGGAUCACCUGAGGUCGGGAGUUCAAGACCAGCCUGACCAACAUGGUGAAACCCCGUCUUUAAUAUUACAGCAGGGUUUUUAUUCAAAAAAAAAAAAAAAAAAACCAGUUAAAAAAAAAUAUUUUGGGAGGCCAAGGUGGGCGGAUUACCACCUGAGGUCGGGAGUUCGAGACCAGCCCGACCAACAUGGCAAAACCCGGUCUUUACCAAAAAUACAAAAAUUAGCUGGGCGUGGUGCCAGGCACCUGUAAUCCCAGUUACUCAGGAGGCUGAGGCAGGAGAAUCGCUUGAAAAACGGGAAGUGGAGACUGCAGUGAGCCAACAUCAUGCAGCUGCACUCCAGCCUGGGUGACAGAGUGAGACUCUUUUUCAAAAAAAAAAACAAGACAUUCCCCUUGUAUUCACCAUGUAUUACAUGGAGAUACACACCUGUAAUCCCACACUUUGGGAGGCUGAGGCAGGAGUAUCGCUUGAGCCUAGAAGUUCGAGACCAUCCUGGGAAGCAUUAUGAAACCUCGUCUCUACAAAACAAAACAAAACAAAAAACAGGUUUUUAAAUUAGCUGAGCAUGGUGGUGCAUGCUUGUGGUCCCAGCUACUCUGGAGGUUGAGGUGGGAGGAUUGCUUGAACCUGAGAAGUUGACUGUACAGUGACCCAUGAUUGCACCAUUGCAUUCCAGCCUGGGUGAUAGAGUGAGUCCCUGUUUCAGCAACAAUAAUAGCAGACAUUACCCAGCAGCUCCACACUCUUAGUAUCUUCCAGCCACAGUAAGUUGUGUCCAUGGACAGCUCCCACCAGGGGCAGAACAGGCUUUCCAGCACGAUGGACAAUGUUUUUUCUCCAACUACUGCCAGUCUGGAAAUAACAGACAUGCGGCUCCCCAGCAGUUCCACGGUCUUAAAAUCUCCCAGCCACGAUGGGUGUGACCAUGGACAGCUCCCUACGGGGCCAGAGUAGGAAUUUCAGCACCAUGGCCAGCACCCUAGCCCUGAAUUCCCACCUGCUGGUGUAAGAAUAACAGUAAGACAUCCACAGCAGCCUCCUUUUCUAAGAACCCCUGGAUAGAGACAUCUUUGUACUAGUUCACUUCUUUGCUGCCACUGCAUGGAAAAUCACAUGCAAGUAUAAACCUCUACUCAUUCAAAUGCCUGGCUGUCACAAAACUUUUUGUUUGCUUGUUUUGAUAUAGCGGGUCUGUCAUUUCUAGAACUUCUAAUAUGAGGUGGGGCACUGUUGUCCCAGUCAGCAUUUACAAGGUACACCACUGCUGUCUGGGAGAUAAUGACCGCCUAUUGCGGAUCACACACAGAAGCAGCGUCUAUGACCUGAUUCCCAGUUCGGGAUCUGCUCUGCAGACCUCUGAUUCCCUGGAUACAGAUUGAACCAUGACACACUUCAUCUGAUCCUGCUACAGGUAGAAAACAGAGCUCAGUCAAAAGAUACAAGAAGUGACAAGUUGGUUUGGCUAGAUCAUUUUUACAUGACAUCUGUGAGACUACUUCCCAUUCACAAGGUGGUACUUCUUCCUAAUACUCUGUGACCCAGACAGAAUAUUUGCCUCCUGCAUCAUGAAAAUGUUAUUAAUAAUACUUCUGAACAGUGCUAUGUGCUGGCCACUAUACUAAAUGCUUUCCAUGUAUUAUUUAACAUUCAUAACUUCUGUGAGAUAGAUACUGAUAUUGGUCCAAUGUUAUUAAUAUAUCUGAAAUUAAAAGAGGUUAAGAAACUUACAGAGUGUCACAUAUUCAUCAGGUGAAACCCAGAUUUAAACCUUUUCUUCCAAUCACCCUGCUGUAGUGAGAGCCAUCAUUUUAACCUUUUCUCUCCCAUUCUGGGACUUCUUUCAAUUCCUGAAAUGGAUUUGCUUUUUAAAAUUAAAUAUAAUAUAGGUAUCAAUCAUCUCAGGUCUAAUAGAGUUUACAAUUUCAGGCUAGUUAAGUUUUAGUUAACUACAAUGUCCUAUUGUAAAUCACCAUGGAAUGGCCCCUCUGGCUGUCUUGUUUCCUUACAGGCAAUUCAACAAAAGGAAUUAUCAGAAAACUAUUAGCCCAUCUACAAUUCUGUCACUCUUGAUGGUAUCUCACUACUCAUUUCUGUUAAUCCAAACAAAUAGGUCUUUUAUUCAAUCACUGGGCUCUCCAGGUAACUAGACUUCUUGGGCUUCUGUCAAUCCAAGCAAAUAAGUCUUUUAUUCAAGCCUGUUUAACCUCUGGGCUCUGCAGGUAACUAGACUUACCUGAAUAUUGCCCCCAUGAGGCAUCACCCAGCUCCCUGUAUAACUUCUGCAGAGCUCAUGCCCUGCCUAGGCCACAGACCUCACUCCACUGUCUCUUUCUUGGCACCUAAUCUGGGUGGUCAUGGUGAGUCAGCAGGAGGAUGUAGCUUGCCUAUGGGCAUAUUCAGUGAUUGUUGGGUUGGAAUCUAUUGCUAGUAUCAAGCGGGUCUUUUGUGUGUCUAGGGUACUGCUCUCUGCUUUUUGCUGCCUAAGACAUUGUGACUUUGCCUAAGACAUUGUGACAUUCCUCUUGCCUAAGACAUUGUGACUUUGGGUCAUCAAGGAACAUUCCACAAGCCAGCAGACAGCAAGGGGAAUCUGCACCUUCACUCUGCAGCAGGCCUGUGCUGCAGUCGGCGCCUGCUGAGCAUGAACUCCCUGUCCCCCAGGAGCCCAGGCAUUUCCAUCUCAAGCUCUGUGCACUUCCUUCACUACUUGCCACAAUGGCUUCCUUUUCUGUAGAAGCAGCUCCUGGAGAAGAAACAGAGCCUCACUGGGGUAACUUUUCUUGGCAGGAGGGAGAAGGGGAGAUUGAAGACAAAUAGGAGAGAGUUUUCCAGGUGGCCUGAGCGUUGGUUAAUCCAGCCCUUCACUGUCACCCUCUUCCCCCACUAAGCUGGAAGUAGGGAUGAAAUUAAAAAAUCACUUUUCUUAUAAAAGGAGACGGUCGAGUAUGUGGCCAAGCUGCCUGGGAGCUAGAGUCUGGCAGGGCCUGUGUUCCAGCCUUAGGAUUGGGCAAGGAGACCACAGCCUUCCCAGGGAGCAUCUGUCUCCUGCUGUACAAGUGAUUUCAACUCUGUUGCCCUCUCCUGGUGUGGAAGGAAACUCAGGGGAGAAUUGGCCGGCGUUGGUCUCACUGUGACUGUGGUCAAGGUGCUCUCCACCUGUCUGCCCAUUGGUCACAGGCCCUCUCAGAUGCACCAUAUUUUACUCCAAUUCCUGGCUUGUCCAUUAAAGCUAGAAAUGUCCAGCUCUGUGUUCACUUACGACUAACAUGUUGGAGCCUGCUAGCGUCUGUUGAGCCCCGGCAAGCUGCCAGGUACCUCCUGGGCACUUACUCGUCCCCCCACCUCCUCACAGAGCCAACUGAGAGAGAAUGACAGAGACCACUGGACUGCUGGAAAUACGUGUUUGAAUACUGUUCCACGAUAAGGGUUUUGCUUAACCAUCCAUUCUUGGGUCAGGAGGACCCAUUAGCAUGCUGCUUGUUCAUUUCCGGUGCGCUGACUCAUCCCAAACCAUGCGAUGAUAACCAGCACCCUUUGGUGUUUACAGAACGCUGGUGCAUAUCUGCCCUUUCCAUCUUGAAUCAGCUCAGCGGGGAAGGGUGGGUAAUUGCCAACGGUCAGUAAUUGGCAGAGCAGACACUCAAACCCCGGCCUGACAUCAAACCCUGAACUUCCUGUUGCUUUUUCCUAGAGAGCUCUGUUCUGUUUAGGCUGGGCUCAUAAUCAAAAUAGAACCUAGAGUCAAAUCAAAAAGGAGGUCACCCGAGGCCCCAUUUGGGCCAGGAUGAACCCCCAAACAGUCGGGGGGCAGAAGGCACUCCUGGUGUUCCAGCCAGAGACGAAUGGCACUCUGAACAGAAGUCUUCAACAGCAGGUCCGAGAUACUGAUGGACUCAACGGAAUGUCACUUCUGGGAUGACGGUCCAGUGGGGUUGAUCAGAGGUGGAGGGAAAGAGAUGUGACAAGAAGAUGGGACUGAGGAAUCCAUUUUUGGAAAUUAACAAUAAAUUUAGCUCCAAGAAAAGUUUCCUUUAUUGUGUAUGAUACCUGCUGCAACAAGCAACACACAUCGUCGGAGGGGGUGAGUUCUGGUUCCCAUGGUGGGCUCCGUGGUGGCCCAAGAUCUGAGCAAGAGGACAAGGUGACAGGUGGCCAGCAUGCCCCUCCUCCUUUGCGUGCAGAGUCCACAUCUCUCCUCUCUUUGGGACUUUAGUAUCCCCAUCGGAAAGAGGGGAUACUUCCCUGGUCCUGAGAAAAUGCUACAAAAAGUGAAGGUAGUUAGGACCGCUGGGCCGGGGACUGGCUGAACCUCCAGGCUUGAGUCCCCAAACCACUGACUGGCCUCGGGUAAGUUGCUCACCUUCUCUGAGCAUAAGUUUCUUCCCACAGAGGAGGGGAUGGUCGCCUUUAGUUUUCACGUUCUGUGACCCCCCUGGAAUAUGAAUCCCUAUUCAACUCCAGAAGGUGUGGAGGCUUCUCAUAAUUUUAAAACACAUAAGAACAGGAAACUUAAUACAGAAUUUUUAAAAACCCAAGCAGAAGACACCAAACAACAGACACGCCUAAGUUGAAUGUGACUGCAAUUGAACACUCAAUUUAUUUCUGAGCUUCCUGGCAGCUGAGACAAAAAGGGAAACCUCUUAUAUUUUCUGAUAAAAGGAUGCUUCAAAGUCUCCAUAGGAGACAACUUCCUGGCACUGGAAUCUAUUUGGAGUGUUCGUAUCAAGGGCAGAAAGAACAAUGUCUGGCUGGAAUUUCAUUCAUGAUGCAGAGCUGUUUUAAAAAAUGGGUCUGUUUCAUUUUGCUCCUUUAUAAAAUCUAAGGGCAAAAAUACUACAUUUUAUCCCAGAGAAGGUAGUUCUGUAGUUAAAAUAAUUUAGUCUAUGUGUGUUACAGACAAAACUGAGGCCCAAUUAAUGCUUAAUGAAUUAACAGUCCACCUUGGUGAGGAAAAACAUUGAGAAUCACAGGAAUGAACAGUUGUUACACUGUGUCUUACAAACGUCAGAUGUCUCAGUGAGGCUGGGGCAUUUCUGAGCUGUGACGGUUUCAUGUCGAGAUCCUCCGAGGAACGUUUGUUAUGUCAUUGAGACUCUGUGUCUUGGUGCUUAGGACAGUGCCAGCACAUGGUGAAGAAUAAAUAUUUGUAGUGUCAUAUGUUAGGUUCCAGACACAGAUAAUUCAGGUCAGAAAGGAUCCAAGAAAAUGUCUUGUCCAGUGCCCUCCUUGGACAGAUGAAGAUGCAGAGGGCUGUCACGAUCUCACUACCCAUCCCCUAGGCCACCAUUCUGCCAAGUCUUGGUCCCCUGUCCUUUUGGAUGGCCAGUGUGUUUGCGCAGUUGAGGAACUCAGUCUGUCUUCCCCCGCCUCCAGAGAUCCACAUGAAAAGGGAUGGUGAUGACUUAGUUACGGGCUCCCAGAACACAGAGAGCAGCCAAAGGCAUCUGACCAGAACCCAACAGCCCACUCCUGCUCGAGGUGACAGCCCAGUGAAAUCGUUCACUGCAGCGAGCAUUUGGGGCUCUGACUUACCACCUGAGCAGGGUGAACUCAGCAGGGUCUGUGGGCCUCUGGGGUCAGCAUGGGUUUUUGCUGGAGACCCCACAUGGGAGCAUAGAGGGGCACUUGCCUGUUCUUCUCACACAGGUGAGGGGCAGGGUGGGCAGUAAACUCCCUUGGGACAUCAGCUGCUUCCGGAUACUGUGGCCUCCUGGCUAGCGGUGAGGCUACAAGCUCAGCCCCAGUGGGUGGGAGCCUCCUGUUUCCGCCUUUCAUGUUCACUCUUCUUGUUAAAGAAUGUUAUUCAGUGCUUUUCUCUAGGCUGCACUCUCACAGCUCCUCUGGCCUUUCAGGAUGACUGCCCUGCCAGCCCAUGACUCUGUUUUACAGCUUCCUCUUGGCUUACUCCAUCUUCUCUUGAUUUCCAGAAGCUGUGGGUUCUGGCCGGGGACACCUGCCUAGGAGAGGUGCCUACAUUUGCCAUGUCCUGUUGGCUCACAGGGAGACCUUGCAUCUACUAAUGUGUAGAAUGAAAUCCAUCAUCUUUAAUUAAAUCUACUCCUGGACAGUCCUUUUCCCGGAGUUCCUUUGGCUAUCACUGGGUGUCAUUCCUAAGCAGAUCUAUCUUGGUCUGAGAACGUUGGAACAUAAUUUCUAAGAGUCUGAACAGCCUCCAAAAGCAACACGAUGGGUGGCAAGCUGGCAGGUUGUGGGCGUGAUGGAGACUUUCAGGAACCACACAUCUAAGUUGGAGUUUCUCAAAGUGGCAGCUAAGAUCACCUGCUUCAGGAUCCCUUCGGUGUUUGUAAACAAUACCAGUUCUCAGGCUCAACCUCUGACCCAGGAAACAGAAUUUCUAAGGGUAGUUUUUGAGAAUCAGGAUUUUUGUGACAUAAGACUGUGAUUCUGGCACACUCAGGUUUAGGACCCUCUGCUCCAGUCUCCUAAGGAAAUCUCUAAAAGUUUUUUUUUUUAAUUUUUGCCCCUUCUUGAACUUCAACUUCUAGGUGGAAAAUAGGUCUUCAUUUAACAUACUAAAUUGGAAGUUAUGAAUAAAAGGCUAGCCAUUCCUGUUAUGGAGAGGACAGACUGCUGGAGAAGUUAUCAGCUGUUCCGAGUGGGCAGGUGGCUCCCUAGUCCCAGAGCUCCUGGACUGCCCAAGCCCUGUGCCCAGAAAACUUUCUCUCUCAUUCUCUUCCUCCUCUUCCUCACAGUACCCGAUUUCCUUUUCCUUAUACUCUGCCAUCUCAUUCUCUUUCUCAUUCUGGUGGUUAUAUCAGAUAGGGUGAGGCAGAAGAGAGGUAAUGCUCUUGAGCUGGUAACUGGGGAGAAGGUAAUACAGAGGUGGGUAAACACCGAGGGCUGGUCCCCUGGAGCUAGGGACAAACGUCCCCGGCCUGGAGGACAGGAGGAGGGAGGGUCGUUGCAAUCCAGAAUGAGCUCUGCAGAGGAGCCCACGACAUUGGCUCAACUCAACCCAAGGGAGCCAUAGGCCAGCCCUGAGAGCAUAAAGCCAGGGAGAGCAUCUGGAGGGAACUGGAAGAUGCCAGCCCCAUAGGGAAUGCAAAGAGACACAUGUGCUAUUGAUGCAUUUCACUCAUUGAUUAAGAUGCUAAUUUCUCAGUUCUCUAAUUUUUUAAAUGGGUGAGCUGAGUCCAAUCUUCAGAGGCACUUUUCCCUUUGGCAGAGAGAGAAGUGGGGGCAGGUGAUGAAGGAUGGAGGGGAACCGGGAGGCCUAGGAGUGGUGGGAGAACUGGUUCAAACACCAGCACAGACCGGAUGCAAGGCCGGCAGUGGAGCGGCAACUCCCACCUGCCCAAGCUCUAGGAUCCAGGGGGACAGACCCUGGGUACCAGGGGCAGCAGUCACAGGGCCCUUGCUCGUGGGAGAGGCAGGAGAGUGCUGUGGGGCUUCUGCCUGUCUGCAAGUGGCCUCUGAGCCUGGAGGGCGCCGUGUGAACCGAAGUCUUCUAGGGCUCUGGGGCUCUGUACAGUGCUGAGCCAAGGCAGCCUGGAAACCCUCCUCGCACUCUGACUUCAGUAGGCUUAUUCCACCUGUGCCCACCACCUGAGACCUCACCCCCCCACCAGGAGCAGGAUCCCUGGAAAGCAAAUGCAGAGGCCUGUCGCUGUGGACCCUCUGCCCCACUUUCUUGCUGCUGAGUGCAGAGGCUGGUACCAGCGCGUCACCACGGACCCCUCCACCUUGCUUCCUUGCUGCUCCAGUGUAACCCUCCCCACCUCUUGUCACCUUGCCCACUUCCUCUGGUCGAGCUUGGCCUCCAGCUCCAGGAUGGGCACUCUGGCAUCAGCCUAUUGCCCUAGACCAGGCCCCCCACCCUCCCCGACCUCUGCCUUGGUGCUGCCUGUACCGGACAUGUGGUCUUGGCUCCUAUGUGGCCUCUAUGGGCAGCCCUAGCUUUCCAGCUCCCACCACCUGGCGUAGCCCCAAGAAACAUCAGACCCAGGGGCCAGGCGGUUCAGAAGGGCUAGAGCAAGACGGCACUGAGGCUCUCUAGGAGGCGUGCGAGUUUCCCACUGCAGCUUAUCAUGCACCUACAGUCAAGCAACUCAGCUGUCAUCUUACUGGAUCUCACAACUGCCAUUGGAGGGGUGUGUUGUUACUUAGUUUACAUGGUGAACCUAUGUCACAGAUGAGUAAACUGAGCCCCAGAGAAGAUGAAUGCUUUGCUUGUAGUGCACUGCCAGUGAGUAUGGGGAGGAGGGGUCUCUAUGUCAGAGGAUCAUGCACUUUGUCAUGCAGACCCGUUAUGCAGGGAUCUUGCUGGAAUGCGGGCUGACUCAGCAGAUAAAGGGGUGCAGUAUCUGCCUUGCCAACCAGCUCCUGGGUGAUGCUGGUUGAGUAGUGAGGCUCUAGACCCAUGGUUCUCAAGCGUGGCUGCGCUUUAUAAUUGCCUGGGGAGAUUGAAAGAUGGCUGAGGCUGAGUCCCAGCCCCAGAGAUCAGAGUGCCACCUGUGCAUUGGAAGUACUCUUCAGGUGAUUCUCAUAGGUGGCCAAGGUUUAGACCAUGGCUUUUCAGAUGUCAGUGUGCACCAGGAUUCCCUGGAGUGUUUGUUAAAACCCUGAUUCCUGAGCCCCAUCCCCAGAGAGCCUAUUCUGGAGGUCUGAGGGCAGGGAGAACUUGCAUUCCUAAUACAUUUCUCAGUGACGCUGAUGGUGAUGGUAUAGGCACCGUGUUCUGAGAGGGAAGGCUGUACACACCAGUGGUUCAGACCAGCGGCAUCAGCAUCAUUUGGGAACUUUCUAGAAAUGCACAUUUUUGGGCCCUGUCCUAGACAUACUGAAUUAGAAACUCUGCGUUUCUUAGUCACUGUUUCAGCAAUCCUCCUCCAAGUAGUCUGGGUGCACCUGAGGGUUGAGAACUGCCAUGCUAGGCCUGGCAUGGUUGCACCUCAGAAGGAUCCCAGCUCCGUCUCCUCAGCCCAAGCUGGAAGGUGAGCUUGGUACCCUUUAGGAAUUGUGGCAUUUGGGAGGUUGAAGGCUGUUCUUUGGUUCACAGGGGACAGGUGGCCGACACCUGCUGGGUGUGACAGGAAUGACGUGGACUCAGCCUGGACCAGAUGAAUCACGAACUCCUCUCCCUUGCGUGAACGGUCGGAAGCAAGAACAUCUGUUCCAUCAUUCUCACUUUCGUGUUUUGUGCGGAAUAAGAGUUAAACUGCCAAAUCCUGUCAGACAGCCGUCUGUUGCCUCGGCGACACCCUGCAGCUGCCGGAAGGAGAGAGAUGGCGCUUCCAGGCACCAAGCCUUCACUCUCCAGAGUCUCAAGUGGGCUGUUUGGUGUCUUGGUUUUCUGUCUGGAAAGAGCGGAAUAGGGAGUCCCUCCUGCAGGGCCCCUGCAUGCCUGAGCAGCUCGUGUACAAUGACUGAGAAUGCUCUUGUGUUCCUCCACCCUGCCUUUAUGCAGCAAAAUGUCCUCUGCAUGCCAGUUGCCAUGCUUAGGUGCCAGCGGUCAGCAGCAAACCAGGCAGACAGCUGCUCUAGGUUAUGUCUCAAGUGAGAAAGUCUGUGGGACCCCCAGAUCCCUGGGGGAUCGUGCUGCUCUGGGGAGCCUUCUGCCAUUGCUCCUGCAUCUCUGUAGUGAGAGGAUUGAGGGCGCGUGCCCCACUUGCAUCCAUACCCACAGGGCUGGUGUACUUGUCAGAGCUCAGAUGAGCCGAACUUGGACAGAAGUGGUCUUUCUCAGAACUGGGAAGGGAGGACUUAAGAUGGACACCUUUCCACAGGACCCAGGAGACCUGCCAUCCAUGAGGCCAGAGCUUGUUGUCAGUCAGAUUCUGGGGUCUCGGCGAUGUGGUUUCCUAAGGGGAUAGCAGAGAGCCCAACAAGCAGGCUUGUGGUCCAGUCUAGUUGGUGGCCCUUGGCCAGUCCCUUUAAGAGAGAGGGAAGGGAAGGUGAUGUAAAGAGGAGAGCUGGGCCCCUAUUAGAGGAGGCCUGUAAACACAUGUGCAUGGGGCUCUGGACUCCGGGUUUAACAGGCCCUGGAGUGCUGGCUGGGCAAACUAAGUCCGAAUGAAGUUCCCAUAGACGUGGGCUAUGUCAGCGGAAGGGCUUUAGAGGGGUGCUGCAGAUUUAAGCCCAGGACUCAUUCCCUGUGCACCAAGAGCAGAACUGGCAGCAAGAGUAAGCCCAGCUGCAGCUGCUGGGGAAACCGAGGGACAAGGGGCCCCUGCCCUGGUCAGGUGACUCCAGAGUGGUCAGGCAAGAGCCUGCGGGUGAGGUCAUGUGACUGCGCCAGCAGCAGCUGGGACAGACAGGUGCUGAUUAUUGGGAGGACUUCAGUGGACAAUUUUAUUUUUAUUUUCAAGAGCAGGAUGUUGUCCAAAUGCCCCGUGAAGGUUGGGAAGCCAUUUUCACUGACUGAAGUGACCCCAACAUGCUGUGGGUGAACUGGGCUCCCCUUGGAGAAUGGUAUGUGUCAUGGUCGUUUCAGGACCUGAAUGUGGGAAAUGCAGGGUCCUGCCAUGGAGGGACGUCACUCCUGAGUGGUUCUGAGCCCCCAAGUCUAAGUGCCAGUCCAAAGAAGGCUCCAUGUCAUCAGGAGAGCCCCGAGGGGUUCAACCUGCUUCUGUUUUGCAAAACUGAGCAGACAGGUGUCCUGGAAGCCCCAGGGAAGUGUGGGGAUGUUGGGUUUCUAGAACCAACCAUUUAUUUCUCCCCCAUCCAUGGUCCAAGCAAGGUGUUCCCCGGGAUACAGGAGAGGCUUAGGCAGCCCCUGCCCCGGGGAGGUAGGUCAGAGGAGUAAAUGCAAGACAGGACCCCAGAAGAAGGUUCUCAGAGCUGAACAGCCCACUGAGGCACAAGGUCUUGAGUGGUACCCUAUGUUGGUGGCCCAGGGCUGAGAGGCUGAUGUGCAGUCCCUGCCACCACCCUCUGCAGUGGGGAUUGUGUUGUUCAUUUUAUAGACGUGGAAAUGAAGGCUCAGAGCAGUGAAUUAACUUGCCUAGUGGCACUCGGCUGUGAGCUGGGAUUUGAAUCCAGGACUGACCUGAAUUCAUUUCAUUCAUUGAUUUAGCAACUACUUAGGAAGGGCUGGUUGCCUGGAAUCUCAGCACUUUGGGAGGCUGAGGUGGGAGGAUUGCUUGAAUUCAUGAGUUCAAGACCAGCCUGGGCAACAUAGGGAGACCCUGUCUCUAAAAAUAAUCAAAAUUAGUUGGGCAUGAUGGCAUUUGCCUGUGGUCCCAGCUACUUGGAAGGCUGAGGAUGGAGGAUUGCUUAAGACUGGGAGGUCGAGGCUACAGUGCACCAUGAUCAUACCAUGGCACUCCAGCAUGGGUGACAGAAUGAGACUCGAUCUCAAAAAAAGGGAAGGGUCUUCUUUAUGCCAGGCCCUGUUUGAGGCACUGUGGAUUCAUGCUGAGCAAAAAUUCCUGCCCGUAUCAUCUGAUCAUCCCAGUGACAGCAGGAAGACUGGAGACAGCUAUCAAAGCAAAGCCACAUCUAGGGAUACCCAUGGAAGUGGCCGUGCAAAAAAGUACAGCAGAUAAGGGAGGUGGAACAUUUGGGGUAGGCCUGCUCUUUUAAACAGGGUGGUCGGGAAAGGUCUCGCUGAUACAGUGAUGUUUUAAUAGACGGGAUGGCUGGUGCAAAGGCCCUGAGGUAGAGCAGGUCAGAGUCUCCAGCUACCCGUGUGGCAGCAGCCACACGUGCGGGGGUUUGUGGUGGAGAAGACCAGCGGGGAAGUGAGGCCUGAGUUAAGACUGUGGCUUGGGCUCUGAGCUGGCUGCUUCUGGAAGGGUGAGAGGAGAGAAGCCAGAUGUGCUUGCUCUGGCACUGUUGGGUGGUCAGUCUGCUGACUGCAGGGGCUCUGGGCAGGAGCUGGGGAACCAGAGAUGAUCAAAGGACAGGGUCAAAAGACAGUCACUACUUAGAGAUUCGAACAGGGGCUGUCACUGAGACCUACCCAGCUUCAACAACAGGUGGACCAGGCUGGGCAUGGUGGCUUAUGCCUGUAAUCUCAGCACUUCGGGAGGCUAAGGCAGAUGGAUCACUUGAGGUCAGGAGUUUGAGACCAGCCUGACCAAUACGGUGAGACCCUGUCUCUGCUAAAAAUUAACCAGGUGUAGUGGUAGGGACCUAUAAUCCCAGCUACUCAGGAGGCUGAAGCAGGAGAAUUGCUUGAACCUGGGCAGUAGAGGUUGCGAUGAGCCGAGAUAGUGCCAUUGUACUCCAGCCUGGACGACAGAGUGAGACUGCAUCUCAAAAAAAAAAAAAAGAAAAAGAAAAAGGAAAAACCAGAUGAACCAGAAUAUCAACCUAAACAUGGAACAGAGGAGAUAAGUGACAUCAAACCAACUUUCCUUCCAAGUUCCAAAAGAUGUAAGACAUCAUAAAUAAACAGAAAUACAUUCAUGCCUUCUGGCGGAAAUCCUCCCUGGGCUGCAGCUCUGGGAAGAAGGAAGACAAGUCCUACCUCUCAGAGCACCGGGGGACCUCGCUCUUGGGGUUCCCUGCAUCCUGACUCCCAGCCUAGCUUGGCACAGUGGGGCUGUAAGUCGGGGGCUCCCCAGAGCGGGUUAGGUGUCAGAGUUGUGCUGUGCGACUUGAAAGCACCUGUAUUGUGUGACAAGAUUAUGUCUGGGGGUUGGGGGAAGCACUUAAACCUACUUAUGGUUUGGGUUUUCUUCUUAAAAAAGAUUGAAAAGAAGUCCCCUCUGUGCUCUUAGGAGGGGCCAUUUCCUCCCACUCUGUGGCACCCUCUGAAAGUCAUGAUUAGGCCAAGACGCUUUUCAUUGCACUUCAAAGAACAAUGCACAGUAAGAUCAGCAUUUUAAGUGGAGAAGGUACUUUCAUGCCCUCCCCCUGAAUAAAAGGGAUAGCUUUUGCUCUGGAAGGAUGGUGUGUAAUUAGCCAUGCAUUGUGUUGGGUGAAUACUAAAUGUCCCCUUUUAUUGUCAAUGAAACAAUGAUUCUUGGGGCCCUCGGGUGGUAGAAGGACCAGCCACUCCCACUGGGCUCCCUUCCCCCUGGCGACUUUCCCCUUGGAAGGCAGGUUCACUCCUGCCUGGCAUAAGAACUGGGCGACUGUGGACAAAUGAAGUCAUGGAGGCUCUGCGUUAAAAAGCUAAAAGGUGCAAAUGAGGGUUCAGAAUCCCAUUUUUCCAGCUCACUGGGCUGCAGUUGCCUUCCUCUCCCACCGUGCAGUGUUGCCAGGAAGCUGGCAGUGUGCUGGAUCUGUGCCUGCCACCCAUGUGGGUGGGGCCACGUGGAGGGGGUUUUGCCCAAAAAGACAGUCCUGAGUUUGUUUUUAAGUUUCUUUAUUCACUCAUCAAGUGUGGACGGUGCGUUUACUCUGCAAGCCAAGGCUGGGCCUGGGUUCUGGCUUUCAGCAAUGCCACCCCAACUCCUAUUUCCCCAGCCGCCAACCUGCGAAGAGGACAAGGACGCCAGGCCCAAGCUCUGCCCAAAAGGCAUUCUGCACCACUGUCAACGUCCUCAGCUCGCAGCUCCCGCCGUCACUCAAGCUGCCACCUCCUCUUGCCUGGAGUGUUGCCAUUUGGCAGUUGGCUGCCACAUGGCCUCCAGCGUCCUGGCUGGUGGGCACACCAGAGCCGGAGUGAUCUUCUUAAUUGGUAAAUUGGAUGUUGCAGCUUCACUGUUUAAAUCUUUUCAGUGGCUUCCCUUAGUACUUAGAAAAGAAUGCAACUACUUCUGCUGGGCUUCAUCCGCUCACACCCUUCCCCUCCACCCUCACUCUGGGUCAUGCUCUGUCCCUGCCCACCGUGCCUCCACCACUCACCUUUCACACCCCAGCACCCGUAACCUCUGCCCCUUGAUCGUGGCCUGGCUGGCUCCUCCACACUCGGUGUUCAGGACAAAUUCCCCUGGCCUCAGAGAGGUCCCUACCCCAUCUAGCCAGUCUCGCCCGGCCUUCUCUGUCUCUCAUGUUUUAUUUAUGGCUCUUGUUGUUUGCCAACUUGUUUGUUGUUGGCUUUUAACGUUCUCAGUCCCCACUGGAAGGCAAGUGACCUCCCGGGCUCCUAGAAUCCUUCCUGCCUCUUCACAGGCCCUUAUGCUGUGUGUGCUGCUGGAGUGAUUAGAUGAGGGAGGGAGAGGGAACGGUGAGUCCUGCCUUGGGACUGUGGGGCGCUGGCCUUGGUCUCAGACCUGAGGUUCUGAUUCACGGAUUCCCCGUGACCUUGGACAGAUCCUUUGUCCCAAAGCCUCAGUUUCCUUAUCUGUAAAUUGAGAAUGAUACGCGUGUGGCUAGGCUAUGUGGAGAAUCAAAUAAGGUAAUGAUGUAGAAGUGGCAGAUGGCCAACCUAGAGUGGAAGUUUGGUGAGUUUUCAUUUCUUCCUUUCUUGUGGAGGUGUGGGAAUAUUCCCUGAUCAAAGCAAAGGUCUCCCUCUCUUAAUCAUUUCCUGCCCCAGCCUUCAGAGUGAGCCUAAUGCUACCACCGUGCCUGAUGUUUAUGAUUUAACGGGCUUGACAGUUCCCUUGACAUCCUAGAGUAGCCUGUACUUCUGUUGCUCCCGACCCGCCUGCUAUAUCCACACCUACCUGAUGUACCUGCACACACCUGCUGUAUCUGAACUAACUGUCUAGAAAAGACAUCUAUGUUUUCCUGAUUGAAAGACAACUUUAAUGGGGCAGGUUGAAGACUGGGUGAUGGACAGGGCCAGGACCAGGGUGAGACAAGCAAGGUGCUAAGGUGCAAGUUUUAAGGAGGCCCCCCUUCACCUUCAGGCUUCUGCAAUCCCAGGAGCAGCCCCCAAGAGUGAGUGCUGCCUUUAAUCCUGCACUCUGGGCACCUCAUGGCCUCACCCUCGUUCCAGCCCUCUUCAUGGAAACUCAUGUUUGGAAGGAGAACCACUUCCCACCCAUUCUCAGACUCCUCCGGAGGGUUCCUGCCUUUGGAACACCAGAGGAAAGGGCCCACGGCGGCGUCAGUUCUGAGAGGACUGUUCCUGUCCUUUCCAGUGCUGGAUGCCCUGCAUGGAAUGCUUGUGUCCUGCGAAACUCGUAUAUUGAAGUGGGAUGGUAUUGGGGGCGGGGGCUUUGGGAAGUCAGGGUUUUAGAUGAGGUCAUGGAGGUGCAGCCUCAGCAAUGGGUUAGUGUCCUUAUAAGAAGACGAGGAGACACCAGCAAGCUUGCUCUUUCCACCACGUGAGGACGGAGCAAGAAAAUGGCCAUCUGCAAGUAGGAAGAGAGCCCACACCAGGAACCAAAGCCGCUGGCACCUUCACCUCAGACUCCAGACGCCAGAAUUGUGAGAAAUGAAUAUCUAGUGUGUAAGCCAUGCAGGGGUAUUUUGUCAUAGCAGCCAGAGCUGAUUAAGGUACUGGCCCAAACCAGUCGCCCUGUAACCUCUACCUAUUUCUCCUAUGUCCCCCACCCCCGGCUCACAGGGAAGCAGUGUCCCCUUCUUCAUGGCAAGCAGAGGGGAUCCAAUUCCUCUCCCACUUCUGUGGUCUCCAGGCCAGGCCUUACCAUAGGGUGGGGAGGGAGGGGCACUGGAGAGACCCUGUGACCAGGAGAAGUUGUUCAGGGAAAGUUGUAUGAACUGUCAUUAUCUAUGCGUGAGCUCAGUCCAGGGACCCAGAAAGCAAGCCAACACUCACAGGGACUCAGGAGAGGUGGUCACAACCCAGAGUGUCAGCGCCACGUACACUGGUUGCAGGAGCUCUGCAGGGUUCCCCCAGUCUGCGCUGGGUUAGCCCUGUUCUCUGGCUUAACGGUUCCCUCUUGAAAUGCAGAUGUAGCUUUUGCACAAAAGGUGAGACCUGCUCUCACCGUAAGGCCAUCCAGGCCUUGCUGCUGCUCCUUUAGAGCUGGAUAAUGGCCAAUGGCUGUGAUAACAACAAUAGUUCCUAAGGCUUCUGUUCUGUUUCCUUUCUACGAAAGCUCUGGAAGCGAAGUUGUACUUUCUCAUCCGGUGAUGAGCGUAUCGUUCUUCUGCAGGACAGAGAAGGAGGAGUGAGUUGUUCCAUUUUACAGAUGAGAAAAUGCAGGCACAAAUGGGCACUGCCUCCAUCAGCAGGUGGCUCAGGCUGAGUCCAGGCUCCUGCCGGCAUCCUCCUCUGUAAAAGGGGGUUGCUGGCUCCCGGGUGGUCACACACAUUUCUACCCUGGCUUCUCUGACUUCGCUCCCUAAUGGGUGCUGGCAUUCUGUGUCUCGGGUGAUGAAAGCCUAAACCACCUGCCUUGCCAGUGAUAGCCAGCUCUCAGGAUGACCCCUGCCCAGAGGAGAUGGACGUGGGCCCUCCUGGGAGAAUGGCAGCACCCACCGAGCAGCCCAUUGUCACUUUUGAUUUCACCAAAUGAAGCACAGUGAAAAUGAAGAUGAACAUCCUAAUCCCACAAUCACAUUAGUGCCAGUUCGGAAGAGUCGCAGGCCCCCAAGUCCCAGCGCUCAGGCUCUUCACAGAUGGUGCACAGAGCAUGUUCCUUCUCUAGGUGACUGGGCUUGGUUGCCGUCCAAACAGGAACUUGUACUUCGUGGAAGGGCUGGCAGGGUCCAUUUGGAGACUAUUUUGAGAUUCAGGGAUUAGGUAAACGGCAAUGAGAGCUGUUCAGAUUUUCCAGCCUGACACAAAUGAGGGAAACUGAGGCCCAGAGAGGUCAAGUGACUUACUCAAGAUCACACAGCACAAAAGUAGGCCAACCCACUUCCCAAAUCAUGUGGGGUUCUUUUCCCUCUCAGUUUAGUAGAUUUAGAAAGCGCCAAAGUUUAAUUACAAAUCUAACUAUGGUACAAGUUUUUUUUUUAACACUUUGAUUCAGUUAAAAAAAAAUCACAUUGGAGAUCAUUUUUAGAUUUCAUAUCGCUGUUGGAUCCUAAUUUGGUCUAGUUCAAGUUUCUGGACCCAAAACAACAGGGUCUGCCUGGAUUUCCUCGCUCCUCAGUUUGGCUUGUUCUGGGGAGGGAUACAAAGGCCCAUCCUUGGAUGAGGAGAGGCCUCCCACAUUGGCAAGCCCAAUGUCCCACUCCUGGAUGGCUGGGAGGGACGGGGCCAUGCUGCCCGCAGUAAGACUGGGCAUCGGCGACUCUUGGCAGGCGGAGGCUCCAUCUGCCCUGCAGUCUCCUCAUUUUCCUUCCUGUUGUGACUGCACCAUCAGCAUCUUAGGGUCUGCCUGUCUGUCUCCUGGGAGCCUGCAAGACAUUCAUAUAUCAUCCCAAGUUAUUGCAGCCUGUCACUGCUGAGGGAGCAGGUGGGGAGAGUGGCACGUGGACCCCAGGAAGUAGAAGGGCCUGAAGGAAGGGAACGGGGUAAUCCAAUGGGGACACUCCUAGAGUAGACUGUACCUGCACCCACCUGCUGUGCCUGAACCCACUGCCUAGGAAAAGGCCUCUCCGUGCUUUCCUGAUUGGAACAGAGCUUGGAUGGGGCAGGUUGAAGAUUGAGUUAUGGCCGGGCAUGGUGGCACAUGCCUGGAAUCCCAGCUACUCAGGAGGCUGAGGCUUGAGAAUUUCUUGAACCCGGGAGGCAGAGGUUGCAGCGAGCUGAGAUUGCACCACUGCACUCAAGCCUGGGUGACAGAGCAAGACUACAUCUCAAAAAAAAAAAAAAACUGAAUUAUGGAGACGGCAAGGACUAGGGUGAGAAAAGCAAGAUGCCAGGGUACAUUUUAAGGAAGCUCUCACUUUCAGGCUUUUGCAAGUGGAGAAGAAGAGCAAUGUCUUACCUGUAUCUGAGAAGCUGAAGGCAGAUUAAUCCCAGAUUCUACUUCAAUCCCUUCUGUCCCCACUGGCCACAGCAGAGGUGCAAAGGGGCAGCUGGUCACUGUGCUGUGAUUAUUGGCUCUGGCCCUUUGAAACUAUUGGCACAAUGCUUCCCUUUGGGAUCUGCUGUUCUCCUGAAGGCGAUGGUGGGGCUGGCACUCUCCGAAAGCCCUGUGAGGGCUGUGGAUUCCUGACUCCUGGAGCUGGCCCUGAGCUAUUCUAUAAAGGAGGGAAAGAGGAUUCUGAUCAUCUAGAUUCUUCCCACACCUGUAAAAUAAGAUGAAUACUGCCAGACCCACUGAAUUGUUGCAGAUUCAAAUAAAACAAUGUAAGGCUGGGCAACAUAGCAAGACCCCAUCUGUGUUAGGCCAUUCUUGCAUUGCUAUGAAGAAAUACCUGAGACUAGGUAAUUUAUUAAGAAAAGAAAUUUAAUUGGCUCAAAGCUCUACCAGCUGUACAGGAAGCAUAAUGUUGAGAUGUGCUUCUGGGGAGGUCUUAGGAAGCUUACAGUCAUGGUGGAAAGCCAAGGGGGAGUAGGCAUCUCAGAUGGUGGGAACAGGAGCAAGAGAGAGAAGGUGCCACACACUUUAAAAAAAAACAAAUCUCGAGAGAAUUCAUUCUCUCAAGGACAGCACCAAGGAGGAUGGUACUAAACCAGCGAUCCCCAAUCUUUCUGGCACCAGGGACCAGUUUCAUGGAAGAUAAUUUUUCCACAAAUUUGGAGGGAGGGUGGUUUCAGGAUGAUUCAAGAGAGUCAUGUUGAUUGGGCACUUUAUUUCCACUCUUAUUACAUUGUAAUAUAUAAUGAAAUAAUCAUACAACUCACCACAAUGCAGAAUCAGCGGGAGCCCUGAGCUUGUUUUCCUACAAUGGUUCCAUCUGGAGGUGAUGGAGACAGUGACAGAUCAUCAGGCGCUGGAUUCUCAUAAGGAGUGUGCAGCCCAGAUCCCCCACAAAAGGGUUCAUGCUCCUAUGGGAAUCUAAUGCUACAGCUGAUCUGACCAGAGACGGAGCUCAGGUGGUAAUGCUCGCUCACCUGCCACUCACCUCCUGCCAUGCAGCUGGCUUCCUAACAGGCCACAGACCAGUACCUGUCCAUGGCCUGAGGGUUGGGACCCCUGUGCUAAGAGGAGGCUCAGGUUUACUCAUGAGGGAUCCACCCCCAUGAUCCAGUCACCUCCCACCAGGCCCCACCCCCGGAGUGGGGACCACAUUUCAACAUGGGGUUUGGGCAAGGAUACACAUUCCAAGUAUAUCUCCAUCUCCAAAAAAAAAAACAAAGAAAAUUAGCCAGGCAUGGUGGCACAUGCCUGUGGUCCCAGCUACCGGGGAGGCUGAGGUGGGAGGAUAUCUUGAGCUCAAGCAUUUGAGGCUGCAGUGAGCUGUAAUCUUGCCGCUGCUCUUCAGCCAGGGCAACAGAAUGAAACCCUGUCUCAAACAAAAGAAAAGAAAGAUCAAAUGUGGUAAGGCAAGUUUCCGCACAUCACAAGGAUGCUGAAGAUAGGAGAGGUUCUGUGGUACUGACUCUAUGUGCUUGGUGGGGGUUUAUGACUACGCAUACAGCGAGCUCACUCAUGGAUGAUGUGGGUGGUAAGUGGGUCUCUUUCUACCCCAACUGGCUGCCUCCCAGGUCCUAACCCAUUACCCAGUCCCUUCAGAGCAAGAAUGUCACAGGGAACCCUGUAGGUGAACUUGGGCUCCCUUCCUGGCCUUUGAGGCAGCCCCUGAGGCAGGUGGGCUGAGGCCUGGGGUGGGG
Callithrix jacchus (white-tufted-ear marmoset) is the source of this 28361-nucleotide messenger RNA. The record is from RefSeq and is a predicted model, not a curated record. NCBI's taxonomy places the organism in Eukaryota, Metazoa, Chordata, Mammalia, Primates, Cebidae.